Molecule: messenger RNA, 1692 nt
Organism: Symbiodinium natans
Lineage: Eukaryota; Dinophyceae; Suessiales; Symbiodiniaceae
Source: the annotation of a GenBank genome assembly
AUGGCCCUGAUCCAGUGCCAGAGCCAUCUCCCACCCAGCCAGAAGGAAUGGCAGAGUCUGAGCGCCGCUUUGGACAAGUGGGAGAGCUCCCGCACCCUGCUCGCCCGGACCUCGCUGACCGCGGUGCCGCACUGGGAGCACGGCAGGGAACAGGUAGACCCGCCAUAUUGGACGGACUUCCUGCGCAGCACCGAUGACCUGAAGCGGACUAUAGGCAAAGCGCUGCAGGGGGCGAUGCCCGGUGAGGCCCCGCUCGCAGCAUUUGUCGUUGCUGACAGGUUGAUGGGUCGGAGCCGCUUCUGUGCAAGCCGGGCCUGGUAUCUAAGCAACCGGCGGUACAUCAUCAACGCUCGUGAGUUCACGGCCCUACAGAAGCUCAUCGCCUACAUCUUGGGGCCACAGCAAGGACAUCUUCAGCGCAUUGAUCGUGAUCGCGCAAUGGUCAUGUCAUGUGGAUGCAACUUCCCACUGUACAUCUCCGCAACCGAGGCAGAGCACCACCGUUUCGCAACCUCCCGAGAGAGGUUCCUCUAUGCGUGCGAUUUCCUGGCGUACCCGGCUCCUGUUGCUUUCUAUCAGGACCGCCGGAUCAUCUGUCCAUGGGUGCAGCCAGGAGGUGCUAUCGACGUCUGCCAGGGCGUGCACCUGUCCGUGUCGGUGGAAAGCCCUGGGGCCAUAGCCAUCUCCUGCACCCAAUCAAGCGGCUGCCCUCCAAACUACCGGAACCAGCUGACCAAGAGGUCUCCGCUGGCAACGGACGCAGAGUUGGAGCGGUACAUCCAGAAGGCACAGCGCAUGGAACUUGUAGCCUUCAUUGGCAAGAACUUGGGCUCCUUAGACGCCGAGUUCCCAUUCGCGCAGUCUUCAAACGUCGUCAUGGUGGACGAUGCUGAAAUGGUUGAGAAGAUCCUGCAGGUGUCGGACGAGCUCAACUUACAGUUGCGGACAGAUGAUGUUACACAUCUGGGGCGAAGUGCCGUUUUCCCGUUCUCCUUCCCGCCGGCUUUGUGCGACGAGGAAAGGCUGCUUCAGGAAACGCUGAUCGAAACCGGAGAUGCGUUUGCCACUUCGUCUGCAGCACGGGACUUUGCCACGGCGACACUGGCGCAGCAUGGCAUUGGCUCGAAGUCUUUGCUGACCCUGGGCGAAGGUGACUUCGAGCAGAUGCUGCAUUUCGACGACACCGAAGACGAGGUGUUGGCGAGAGCGCGCGACUUGGUGGCGAAUGCAAUGAUGGAGCUGCGGCGCGUUGAAGCAGUUUCCCAGUGGAUCUCAGAAGAGCUGCUAUGCCAGGACGUCCUCCAUCAAGUGUGGGAAAAGCUGAAGCUGAAGGCAGAGUGGGCGGAGAUUUCAAGCCGCUGGAGCCAGAACUUCGCGCCACCACCGCGCAAGUCGAAGAACAAGAAGAUGCGGCAGAAGGAGAGGGACGAGGAUGAAGCCAUCGAUCCCGCAAAGCUGGCGUCGCGCCUUCAGCAGGCGGUGGUGGACAUGGACAAGAAGGUUUGGAAGUGCCGCACGUACCACAAGUACUUCUGCCUGCUGCAGCGCAGGGGCCUCCUGGACUACUUCGACAGGCGCCUGGAGGAUGGGGCGCGGAUGGUUCUUCACGGACCUGGGGUUCGAUCCGUAUCCUUCGUGCGACCGCACGGAUGCAGCAAGCCGGAUUGCCGGCCGCCAAAGAUUUCCCCGUGA